This is a messenger RNA of Vanderwaltozyma polyspora DSM 70294, 1413 nucleotides long. RefSeq lists its product as uncharacterized. NCBI's taxonomy places the organism in Eukaryota, Fungi, Ascomycota, Saccharomycetes, Saccharomycetales, Saccharomycetaceae. Bases 1 to 1413 code for a protein of 470 amino acids. The record is from RefSeq and is a predicted model, not a curated record. The transcript has a single exon. Gene Ontology annotation, molecular function: oxidoreductase activity, acting on the CH-OH group of donors, NAD or NADP as acceptor; NAD binding.
AUGUCAGCAUUGGAUAUUAAUAAUUUACAAAACAGCUUUAACCAAGCUCUAAACGUCUCUGCUGGUGCAGUCUCGACUUCACCAACUCAAUCAUAUAUGAAUUCGGUACCUGCAAGACUUCAUUCUUAUAGUGUUUCACAAAGACAAAAAGCUUUGAAACCAUUCUUUACUGGUGAUAUUAAAAUUUUAUUGUUGGAAAAUGUUAACCAAACUGCAGUUGAAAUUUUCACCAAUCAAGGUUACCAAGUCGAAUUUUACAAAUCUUCUUUACCUGAAGAAGAGUUAAUUGAAAAGAUAAAAGAUGUUCAUGCUAUUGGUAUAAGAUCAAAGACUCAAUUAGGGGAAAAUAUAUUGAAACAUGCUAAAAAUUUAGUAGUAGUUGGUUGCUUCUGUAUUGGUACUAAUCAAGUAGAUCUAAAAUAUGCUGCUAGUAUGGGUGUUUCAGUUUUCAACUCACCUUUCUCAAACUCAAGAUCAGUUGCAGAAUUGGUCAUUGCUGAAAUUAUUGUGUUGGCCAGACAAAUUGGCGACAGAUCCAUCGAAUUACAUACUGGUACUUGGAACAAGGUUUCUUCAAGAUGUUGGGAAGUAAGAGGUAAAACUUUAGGGAUCAUUGGUUAUGGUCAUAUUGGUUCUCAAUUAUCAGUCCUAGCUGAAUCAAUGGGUAUGCAUGUUAUUUACUAUGAUAUUGUUACAAUCAUGUCCUUAGGUACCGCUAAACAAGUCUCGACUUUAGACGAGUUGUUAAAUAAAGCUGAUUUUGUCACUUUACAUGUUCCAGAAACUGCUGAUACUAAGAAUCUAUUAUCGGCUCCACAAUUUGCUGCUAUGAAGGACGGUGCAUAUGUCAUCAACGCUUCAAGAGGUACUGUCAUCGAUAUCCCAUCUUUGAUCCUUGCCAUGAAAGCUGGUAAGAUAGGUGGUGCUGCCAUUGAUGUUUUCCCACACGAACCAGCCAAAAAUGGUGCUGGUGCCUUCUCUGAUGAUUUAAAUAAGUGGACCUCUGAAUUAGUUUCAUUACCAAAUGUCAUAUUAACCCCACAUAUUGGUGGAUCCACAGAAGAGGCCCAAAGUGCUAUUGGUGUUGAAGUUGCUUCUGCUAUGUCAAAAUACAUUAACGAAGGUGCUUCUGUGGGAUCAGUAAAUUUCCCAGAAGUUUCUCUAAGAGCUUUGAAUUUAGAUCAAGACAAUACCGUACGUGUUUUGUAUAUCCACAAGAACGUCCCAGGUGUAUUAAAGACUGUUAACAACAUUUUAUCAAACCAUAACAUUGAAAAACAAUUUUCUGAUUCUAGUGGAGAAAUUGCUUACUUAAUGGCUGACAUUGCUGAUGUCAAUCAAAGCGAUAUUAAGAGUAUAUACGAUGAACUAAACAAGACUCCAGAAAAAAUCAGCAUCAGAUUACUAUAUUAG